AUGCUCAGUUCUCCUUGUGACACUGUCAUCAAGGUGGUCUUCUUUGGUAUUCUCAUGGAGAUCUUCGAUGUUACCGCCAACGCUCACAGUAGAGAUGAAGAAACUGUCGACAAGGCCGUCCAGGGGAAGGAUGGACCUCUUCAGAAGUCUACCAAAGAUGUAGAUCGCCUCCCUGGAAGACGCCUAUAA
This is a messenger RNA of Dichomitus squalens LYAD-421 SS1, 189 nucleotides long. RefSeq lists its product as uncharacterized. Bases 1 to 189 code for a protein of 62 amino acids. The record is from RefSeq and is a predicted model, not a curated record. NCBI's taxonomy places the organism in Eukaryota, Fungi, Basidiomycota, Agaricomycetes, Polyporales, Polyporaceae. The transcript is spliced from 2 exons.